Prunus mume (Japanese apricot) is the source of this 1545-nucleotide messenger RNA. Its product is annotated as transmembrane protein, putative (DUF1191). The record is from RefSeq and is a predicted model, not a curated record. Lineage: Eukaryota; Viridiplantae; Streptophyta; Magnoliopsida; Rosales; Rosaceae. Gene Ontology annotation, cellular component: membrane.
GACCCCUUCUAAUUUGGUGCCCAUCUAGCAUGGCCUUCCAUUUUGAUAUAAUACACACAACCCAACCAGACCUCUUCCAAAUUCCACUCCCACAUUUCUCCCUCACCCUCUCCAUUACAUCCCAAUGCCUUCUAUUUCCUAGGAAACUCCAAGAAGAUCGCGACGAACAAAUGCGAUUUGAAGAAUUCUGAGCUAGCAAGGCUGUCAUUUUGAAGAAUAUUCAUUUGGUGAUGUGAUUCUGGUUUACCUUCUCAAAACCAAAGCCAAUGUCUUUCAUUUCCAGGGCCUGCAUCACAUCAUCAUAUCCUGCAGAACUUUUAUUGCAGGAUGAUUCUUUAUUGCCUUUGAGAUUGUGGGUUUGAUUAGAUUUUUUUUAUUUGUUUAUGAAUUGUGGGAGGUUUGUUUGUAUAAUAUUACGAGCUUUAAUGGAUGUGGCAUACAGAUGGCUAUAUGUAGCUGCAAUUCAAGAAUUUAACAACAAAGGCACAAGAAGACUUUCAGGGUGGUAUUGAUGGAGUUCUUCAAAAGCUGGCACAUCCUCUGGCUGCUCUUUUCUCUGUCAUUUUCAUCAUCAUCAUCUUUUGUGCAAGCCUCAUAUGGCUAUGACCCUGUGUCCUUGAGCACUUUUUUCCAUGAUUAUGCAAACACAAGUCUAAGGAACCCUCAUACUGGCACGCUAUACAAUAUUUCUCUCCCUGCUAAUUUCUCUGGCAUGGAAGCUUCAUUUGUUAGGGUCAUUAGCGCAAAGUUUUGGAGUAGAGGAGCAAAUUUCAGUUCAUUUCAAAUACCACCAAGGGUUAUUCCAAUGCCUUAUGGAAGAAGGCUAGCUAUAGUGUUUGAGAAUUUAGGCAAUUGGUCUUCAAGUUACUACCAAAUGUCCAAUUACACAUUGGUUGCUCCUGUUGUUGGCUUCAUGGCUUAUGAUUCUCCAAAUGCAACUCCAAUAGGAAAUCAGAAGCUCAAUUUCACUACUCAGGGUGACCCCAUUACAAUCCGGUUUUCGCAUAUUGAUGAUGUGCAAGGGAAAAAUGUGACACCAAAAUGUGUCCAAUUUGGUGCUGCUGGGAGCUUUGAGAUCAAGAACAUGACCAAGGAAAAUGAGUGCAUUACACAUGGUUUAGGCCAUUUUUCCAUUGUUGUUCCAUCUCCGCCGAGGCCAGCGCCAAUGCCAGAGAAGAAAAAGAGGCAUCGGAAAGGGUUGGGGAAAGGGUUUGUAGUUGGAAUUGUGCUUGGGUUUGUUUUACUGGGAUUGGUAAUGAUAGCCAUAUUCAAGUUAUGGUGGAGGAAGAAACUUAAAGCUAUGGAGAAGCAGUCUGAAAAGGAUGUGGCUUUUGAUACAUUUUGGGUUGGGAGAAGUAAAAUGCCUUCUGCAUCAAUGACUAGAACCCAACCAUAUCUUGAACAUGAAUAUGUUCCUUGAGUACUUCAAUCUUCUUUGUAGUUCUUUUUCUCGUGUACUUCUUUUUCUUUUUCCAUCCAAAUUUGUAAUAGUGAAAGUUAUUUUAAAUCAUGAACUUUAGACUGAUGACAGAAACUUUAUUUUCU